UGGACAAAAGAAGUGAACUAAUAGAAGUUUAUUCAAAUGUCUUGUUCAAAAUAACUGGUUUUAUGAUGUUGACAAAUUCAAACUGGAGUAUUUCUUCCCAAACAAUAGAUUUCGGUUCGGAUUAGACGUAUAUCUUUCAAUAAAAACUGUUUCGUUUUUGUAAUUUGUAAAUACGAAUCGUUUUAACGUCGAAUUCCAUUGAAUUUAUCAUGAGACUCGACGGUAGCCCGUACCAAAAUAUUCAACAAAAAUGGAUUGCGGAAGUGUACUAAGUGGACCACGUAUAUUUCAAACAGAACGUUCUCAAUCGAUGUCAAUUUUAUCACCACAAAAACCUCAACCGAGAAUGACACAUUUAGAAUCAUUAGAAGCUAAGAUGGCCAAUAUAGAAGUGUCAUUGAGUAACAGCACAAAUACACCAAGACGACGAAAAGGUACAUCAUUGGGUGGAGGAAGUUCGGUGUCAUCAAGGCAACUGAUUCCGGCCACUCAUUCGAGCACUGACACUCAUUCGGGCCUACAUUCAAAUAUGAAACCAGAGCAUCAGUCGGCUCUACAAGAGCGUGAAGCAAUAAUUCAGAGUUUGCGAGUGCAAUUGGGUUUGGGAAAGCUUCCGCGACCGGGAAUUCCAUUGGACGAAGCAGAAAUUUCAAAAGCUGAACAUGAAUUACAAAAACUUCGAAAUGAUGCUGAUAAAAAACGUAUUACGAUACGAAAUUUAAAAACUGCAUUGGAAAGCUUAGAUAUUACAGAUAACAUCGACAUUAGAAUCCGGCAAGCAGAAAUCGAAUAUGCGCUGGGACGCGAAGAACUGCAAUUAUUGUCAUUGGUAGAAGAGAUUCGUGCACUACAGUAUCGCCUUGAUAAGACGUUGAAAUCAGAUGGUGCAAAUCAACAAUCCACAUUAUAUUUUCAGCUUAAAAAUGGCAUAAAUUUGUCGCUGUAUUCGGUGAAUGCGAAUCUUGGUCGUUUUGGUAUCAAUAUCAAAGAUGACGGUGGAAUCUAUAUCGAAUGGGCUUUAGAUGGCGAAGCUUUAUGUCAAGGUGAUCGCAUAAUCGAAUAUAAUGGAAAAUUCAUCAAUGUCCAAUCGAAAGAGGACAUUCAAAAGCUGAAUGACUCAACCGGACGAUGUGAGCUAGUUGUAAUACGAAAAAAGAAAUCACAACCGAAUAAUAGUCAAUCGUUGUUACAAUCACAAGAAGAUAAUCAACGCUUGCAACAUCGCAUUUCAUAUUUGGAAGAUUUGGUAAAAGAGUUGCAGCAAUCAACCAAAGAUAUAAUAAUGGCACCGACCUUAGGUCAAAAUCAAACUAAAAACCAACAAACCAAUCAAAAUCAUUUUAAGGGCCAUGUCACAAGCAUCAGCAUUUCAUCGAGUAAUCAAGAUAAUAAUGAUAAGCCUCAGGUCUUCCAGCGGGGCAAUUUUAUUGCAACCAUAGUCGGAGGAAAGGCAAUACAAACAUCAUCGAAUUCGAUACCAAUUAAAAUUAACGAACCAUUAUCUACAAACACAAAAUCCAUGCAUAAAACCAGUAGCAAAGAUGGAAGUUCAACACCAACAUCAAAUCACAGUUUCAACUAUCAUCACCUACCACGUCCUGGUCUUCAACACAGCCAUUCGCAUCAAUUUAUUGGAUCGAAUAAUGGAAAAUUGUAUGAGACACCAUCGAAACUGGCACACGAUAAAAACGAAAAUAGUGUACACACUUUUUUGAAGCAAAAAGAAAAAAACCAUGAUCAUUCAAAGGAAAAUCACAUGAAUCAACGUGCGCAUUCACAUCGUCAUUCCCAUCCCGAUUUGCUUUACGAUGAAACACCAAAAUGUGAAACAAAAUCACUCAAAACAAGGCAAGUCGAUCACAAUGAAGGUUAUGCUGGAAUGGAAAGUCGAUAUCGGUACAAAAAGGGUGGAAAUUCGAUUGAUAUUCGUAGUGCAAAAAGUUUAAAUUUUGAUGAUGAAACAAAAUCGAAUAUAUCAAGCAUCCCAAAGCACAAUGUUAGCCGAAAACCACGUGAAGUAGAUUAUACGUCCGAACCGGUUGCAACACCAUUAUCAAACACAUCACGAAUACGAAAUAGCCGACCAACACCGCCGAAAAAACCAUUACGACUCUCACUUCAGCGCACCCAAAGCUUACAAACAAUUGAAGCAAACGCAGCAGCCACAAUAAUUGACUUGGAAAAGAAACGCGCUGUUAAACGCACUUAUCGCGGCAAUAAAACACCAGAUUUACUACAUUAUGAUGGUGAAUCUGGUUCAAUGUACACCGCUUCACUUGGUCGAAGCAAAUAAUUAAAAUUAAUUGCCAUACAAUUAAGGAUCUAGUGUUAAUGAGUUCUAAUUCUAAGCAUAUUGACAUUUUCUGACGGAUUUUGUUUUAUCGAGUGAAUUUAUAUUUUUUAAACUUAAAACUUAAAAUUCUAUAGAAUUUUAGAAUUAUCAAGGAUUUCAGGAGAUUUAAAAAUACGAUUAAGAAAAUUUAAGAACUACGACACCCGAACGGGUGAAAAAUUGAAAUUUUAUUUGUAAAAAGCCAGUAAAAUUGGCAUAUACUCAAUAAAUGAUGG
This is a messenger RNA of Contarinia nasturtii (swede midge), 2568 nucleotides long. RefSeq lists its product as uncharacterized. Gene Ontology annotation, molecular function: protein binding. Bases 251 to 2293 code for a protein of 680 amino acids. The transcript has 8 exons. The record is from RefSeq and is a predicted model, not a curated record. Lineage: Eukaryota; Metazoa; Arthropoda; Insecta; Diptera; Cecidomyiidae.